UAACAUUGUCUCUAGUGUUGCUCUGCCCCUGUGAAGCACAGGUUUUUGCCGUGCUUCACGUGGGAGCUGUGGCGCCGCUACUGUACCGGUACCCUCCGAAGCUGUGGUGCCUGGUGGGUUGGCUCUCAACUCUGGGUGUGCUGGCUAGAAGAACUGAUUGGAAGUGGUUGAUUGUAGGAUUUGUUGGUGCCCUCUAGCUAGAAUCAAAACGCAGCUUCCCUUCAAAAUGCUCCACCUGGCUUCCGUGAUAAUCAAGUUCCUGGAAUAGCCCCUGACAGGUGCUUUUGGGUAACAGCCACGCAGCCCUCCACGGCAUCUUCAGCGUCAAGAUUGCUUCCAACAAGUUUAACAAAUGAAGUGCUGCACUAUACCGUAUGUAACGGGAUGCAUAGCUGGAUAGAUGUAGUCUAGCUAGCACCUUAACCGGAGUAACAGGUGCACUGUACCAGGUACCAGUCUCAGUCACCUGCCGCCCUUCAACCUUUCCAAUUAUUAUUGAUGCUUGAUGCCUCAAACCUGGCCAAGCUGCCAAGUUCAAUGCCGACGUCAUCAUUUGAGUUCACUGGAGAUGAUUUGGAAGGUUCUACGUGGGUUUUAGAUACGGUGGGGUUACUAGUAGCCAGCGCCAACCUCAGGAGGCAAAAGUUGCUGUCACGACAGUCGCGGUACUGUACAGCAUCACCACGACCACCCUCUGCCUUUGUGUUAGUCUCGAGCAAUAUUAACCCCAUCACCACUGCCGUAUCACCAUGAAGCCACCAAACGAGCAAACGGAGGACUUAGUCACAGGCACUGAUCCUGUGGAAGUCCCAGAUGAUGAUGCCAUACCGGUAGACCAACAGGUGCCGGCUUUGCUUCCCGUUCCUCGGGUUGUCGUCCCCGAUGAUUGGGCUCAGUCAACCGUGUCCUCCAUCACCAAUGUGAAUCCGGUAGCUUCCAUGUAUCCAGCUUUCCUCCAUGUAGAUCAAGAAGAGGCUCCUUCUUCCAGUAGAGUGGACAAUGAUCUUGCCUUAGAGAGUCUACAGGAACGCACAGCAAGGCAUCACGAACACCAGCAGCAAACUCUGUCACUACCCACAAUGGAAGACCGAGUGCUGGCCAAGGUGAACGAAGAGUCAGUUGCUUCCGAGAAUAUUCCCGAAAAAGAGAGUCAGCAGCAGAAAGAAUCAGAUGCUUUGAAAGAGUCUGAAGGCAUGAGCGCAAGGGGAAAAGAGUGCGAGUCGAAACAAUUGGGUGCAAUUGGAAAUGCGCAAGGAGGGGAUCUGAAAGUCUCAAAUCGAACAGCAAGCAGUGCCCGCUGCUCGUCCCGACCAAACGCCAAUGAUUCGCAAGUUCCUCAACCGCUGAUAUCACCAAAUGUUGCACUUCGAGUACUGCAGCACUUGGAGGAGGCAAUCACAGCGAUAGUUUCUGCAAGGGAGGAGCCUGGGGCAUAUGCAGAGGCAGGUCCCGGGAACAGCGCCGGAAUUAUACAACGUACAGGACAAGAUGGUUCAGAACAAGCAAAUACAACCAUUAUCACCUUGAAUAGAUCGGAAAAUGACAAUAAUCCAAGCCAACAGGAAGCAACGGAUAGUGGCUCCACUUCCAGCAGCCAGAAGGGAUUGGCAAGGGCCUCCUUGGUGCCUGAAAGACCGGAUCUACAAGUGGCGCAGAGAGUGGAUGGUGACGGUCCAAGCAGCAGAAGCAUCAAUACAAACCAAGGAAGGAAAACAGGCUUGUUUCCUGUUCUCUCCUGCUUGUUGAUUCUAAUCAUAGUGAUCAUCAUCCCGGUGUCGAUUAUCCUGACCAAUGAUAACCCAAGUGGAGCGGCACAUGACAGGGAAUCUCUGCGGACUGAGAUGGAACGAAGGAUUACACUUGCCUUUGGAAACGUCACAUCCCUUGACCUCAAUGAUGAUGACCCUUAUUCGAAGGCCUUGGAUUGGUUCCUCCAUGAGGACCCCAUCCAACUUGUUCCCGACUCUGACAACCUCGUUCAGCGAUUCAUUCUGGUCCUCUUCUAUUUUCAGACAACUGAGAAGUAUGGACUUUGGAAGACUUGUAAUCCGAAAAGUCGGCUCCUCCAAGAACUCAAUGAAACCAUCAAAACUGAUAUUUGCUAUGUUCGCCAGGUUUACCAAAUGACAAUUGUGUCUCCUUAUGAAGUGCUGGAGAUUCUGUCCUAUCAAUGGCUUUCCGGCCAACACGAAUGUGAUUGGGCAGGAAUACGAUGCAAUCGCACCAGCAAGAUUGUCACCGAAUUGCAUCUAUAUGAUUUCAACCUUACUGGCACAGUUCCAACAGAGCUUGCAAAGCUAGAUGGUCUGAAAGUUUUAGAAUUGCCAAGAAACUCACUCACCGGAACUCCGCCAUCCGAACUGGGUGUCAUGCAGAACUUGCAAGUGAUAAACUUGGAGUCCAAUCAACUGUCAGGAAUCCCAAUUCCCAACCAGUGGUUCCGUCUUUCUAACCUCAACCGGCUGCAGCUAGGAGACCAUGGACUAGAAGGGAAUCAUUUCUCACCCGCACCUCUGUCUUCCCGGAUUGGCCAGCUGACCAAGCUGCAAGUUCUCGAUCUGUCAUUUGCGGACACCACAGGAACGAUGCCUUCGGAACUAUUCCGGUUGACAGAACUGGGUGAGAUUCUCUUCUGGAGGAAUAACCACAUGACCGGCACACUCCCCACCGAGCUGGGGUUGCUGUCCAAGCUCAAGUUCUUCUCAGUGAGAGACACAUUGAUGGAAGGCACUCUGCCAACUGAGAUUGGAUUGGUAACAGAGCUGCGUGAACUUGACGUAUCAGGUGCUCUGUUCACGGGGUCACUGCCCAUGGAAAUCUACACUUCCUUGGAACGUCUGUGGGCCCUCGUAUUUUUUACAAAUGAGCUAUCGGGGACCAUCAGCAGCUAUAUUGGUGAUAUGCCCAUGCUUGCAUACCUGUUUGGCCAACGGAACUCUCUGAGCGGUACAUUGCCCACUGAAAUGGGCCGCUUGUCUCGGGCAAACCGGAUCGGUCUCAAUCUGAAUCGUUUCACGGGAACUGUACCCUCCGAGCUUUGUGCUCUCCGAGGCGGUACGAGGCUCAAGCGUCUCAAGGUAGACUGUCUCCCAACUUCUUCCACUGGAGUGAUUCCAAUCGUUUGCCCAGUUGGCUGUUGCACCAAAUGCUGCGAUCAAGAUACGGGCACUUGUCAAAAGGCAGAAGAGUAUUAGUUUGAACUGAUGUGCACUGGUGAUGGGAGCCAUUGGGUGAUGUAUGAAAGAUAGUGCAUGAGUAGGGAAUGGGGAUGUGUGCUGCAAGCGGGCACUUGCUGUGACAAUCUGCGCUAAUAAUUCCAAUUGAAACAAUCCACAGCAUUCAUUUGAAUGAUUCGAUCCAGCAUCCGAUUGAGAAUCGAACACAGACACUGAGAACGAACAAAAUUAAAAUGAGCUCCCGGUGCUGUAGGGAGAGUGAAAGGAGCCUUCUUUCAAUGGAUCGCUGAUUCCUGUUCAUUGGUAAAUCACAAACUCAAUAAAUCUAGUGCAGCCGUGUGAACAAUUAGGGAAAAGUGUACCAAAAAGCUUAAGAGUGCGCAGAUAUGUUGUCGAUCAGUCAUGAUGCCCGACUUUGGUCUCUGCGAGACGUUUUAUCCGAGGAGAUUUGCUGUUUUUGGGGAAGAGUAGAUACCUGAAGAGACAGUAUAUCACUAGGGUAAAACCACCUGGUCCAGCAAGUUUUCUCAUGCAGACUAUAGCAUAUAGACACUGCUGGAAGAUCAUGUGUUCACACCACCCAUCAGGACUCUGGUACUUGGGAUCCAACUUCCAUCGUGUCACCUUUUGAUUGAAAUGCUUUAAUUGAUGCAGCUUGUCAUUGGGGGCGUGAAGGAAUGAAAAGCCUGAUGCACUGUUGUCAUCUGUAUGCUCCACCAUCAAUUCAAUCCUGCUGUGAUAAUAGUCGCACACAGGAGUCGCCCAUGUAUCAAAGUCAUAUAGGGCAGCUCCUCCAAAACAGGAUUGCAUGUGGUACCUCUGAUCGUAUUUUGUUGGGCCUUCUAAUUUGCGAAGAAUAUCCCUCAACAACAAAGUCUGGCCAUGUUUGAUUUGUUCCAUAGGAUUCUGGGUCAGCCCCGUGAACCCCCAGGUUCCAUCCUCCAGAAUAGUCGCAAAGGUGUCAUAGUAAAGGCUCAGUUGCAACCAGCCAUUGAACACAUUCACAUUUUCAAUCCCAUUCGAACAGACAAUACUUCCAAUGCCAUGGGCCCUGUCAGUGGCAACCACUUCCAUGGCAUUCACCAGUGGUACAAUGGGUGGUAGACUCACCACGUCCAUAUCCACGCUGACCACAACAUCAUAGCCAUCAUGGUUCGCAUCCAAGAUUUGGCGUCGUUGCUCCGAUCGCAGCAUUGCGAGACGUUUAUAGCGACUAAACUCCUUGAAUUGUGCCAAGAACUGAUCCUUGUUCGUUCCUUCCUUUUGUGUACACAACUCAUUUUCGGAUUGUAAUGUUGGCUGGCACAUGUGCCCUUUUAAGAAUUGCAGUAGGUUGGAUUCAACAUUUGGAUCAUUCUUGGACUUGUAUAGCACAUGGACAUCCACAGUACUCUGAGUGUUGGAUUCAUGGAAAGCCCAACAUAGGUCUCCAACGGCCAGUAUGGCUUUGCUGCUGAGACUGAUAUUGCCAUGGUUGUCGGUGCCAAAGAAUUCCUCCAGAGUUUCUACCAGACCAACAAUUAGGAACCUUCGUGAUUCCUUUAUGUUUUCCAUGACAGCUUUGAGCUCUUUCUUUUCUUCUUCUUUGGACAACCUCAGUGAUGCAACCGUUCUCCAUAUUUCUUCCAAAUCCGCUCGGGUAGCUCGGUGAGAAAUGGCAUUCCAUAGGCAAAUGCAGAAGAUCCACAAAAGACAAGCCCAAAUCACCAAACAUAUCUUUUUGUUGGACAUCGAGCCGAAAUUCGGGUCGGCGGAUGGUGCCGCUGCUUCUCUUGAGAGUUGGCCCCGGAAGACUGAUGGAAUUAGAUGAAAGCAUGAAGCAACAAACAAAUACUAGCUAGCUAGUACCGAUAGCCGGUCCUGGCUUUCUCAUGUGCUGCCUCUGCGUAAUGUGCGGUGUCUGGAAGUGACAUUGGACACACGAGCGAUCUAUCUUCGGGCGGUCCGCUCCACCUUUGUCCAAGCGAAGCGAAUCUACGGUAGGGUCAGGGGAAAACCCGCAAGAUAGCGAAAAGGUUCGGAACAACAGCCAGCAA
Molecule: messenger RNA, 5212 nt
Organism: Seminavis robusta
Lineage: Eukaryota; Bacillariophyta; Bacillariophyceae; Naviculales; Naviculaceae
Source: the annotation of a GenBank genome assembly